Molecule: messenger RNA, 6234 nt
Organism: Pantherophis guttatus
Lineage: Eukaryota; Metazoa; Chordata; Lepidosauria; Squamata; Colubridae
Gene: ULK2
Product: unc-51 like autophagy activating kinase 2
Biological process (GO): reticulophagy; protein autophosphorylation; response to starvation
Cellular component (GO): phagophore assembly site; phagophore assembly site membrane; cytoplasm
Molecular function (GO): ATP binding; protein serine/threonine kinase activity
Source: RefSeq, a predicted model, not a curated record
ACGCCGGUGUGGGAAGGUCUUGGAUUACGGCGCUCGGAGGACGCGAGGGGCGGCAGCGGCCUAAAGCGGAGGACCCCUUUCCCCCCUGCAAAGACCCUUUCCCCCCCCCUCACCCAACCCUCGUUUUCAAACCUCUUCUCUCCGGCCGCUUCUGCGAGGAAGGGCCGCCUGCCCCCCCUCCCCUUCUUUUAAGCCUGGGCAGAGUUGGGGUGGAGGGACAAGGAUGUAAGAGAGCGAUGGGCAGGGACCCCUGGGGGGUGAAUUCCCUCACCCACUCCCCGCUUUAAUUCUCAGGCCAGACCUCGUUCUUGGGGGGGUGGGGAAGAUUUUAAUCUCCUUCCACCCUUCCAAAGCGAUUCUGAUUCCCUUCUAUCGCCUCCCUGGCAUCGCAAAAGCAAGGGAGAAAAAUAAUAAUAAUAAUAAUCCUUUCUCCCCUCCCUUUAUCUUAAUCUUUCCUGUAUUAACGGGGUUUUUUUCCCCUCUUAUCUAUCCUGUUUCUUUCUCUCCCCCCCCCCCCCGGGGCAACUGUCAUUGCCCCCCCUUUUUUUAUUCCUUCCCCCCCUUCAAGCAUUAUCAUAACUGCCAGGGACGACCCCCCCCAAAAAAACCCUCGUUUUAAAAGGGGGCUUUGAAUGACAACCUGCUUUUUUGCUCCUUUAUGGCUUUUUAUGUUCUUCCCCACCUGUAAAUCCCAUUCUUUUUUUUAAAGGAAAAAAGACAAGGUGGGCUUUUCUAAAGGGGCUUAAUCCCCCCCCGUUCCCCAAUUCUAAAGAUUUUUUACCAAUUUUGGCAUUAACCUCAAAUGCUUGGCUAUAUGAAAGGGCCGCUUCUUUAAACCUCUGGGGCUUUUUCUGCAUCUUUUCUUUCCCAAAGAGGCUUCCCAUUCACCCACCCCGCUUCUCCACCAUCCACCGACCCCCCCAUGCCAGAAAACACCCACCGCCUAUGGGAAGCUGGCCGGUGCCCCCCAGCCACCCUCCCCAGGUCAGCAGCAGCGUCAUGCCAGCAGGUGCCCCCUUGCAUUGGGGGGGCCCAGGACGCAGGCAGAGCCAGCCCCCCCUCUCCUAGCCUCUCCUCCCCCAGCCUGCUGAUGUGAGCUUCGGCUUGUCCUUCCCUUUCUCCUUGUCCUCCUCCCUGCCGUUGUCCCCACCCCACCCCUCAAGCUUCAUGCCCCCCUGAAGAACAUGGAGGUGGUGGGGGAUUUUGAAUACAGCAAAAAAGACCUGAUCGGGCAUGGAGCUUUCGCCGUGGUCUUUAAGGGUCGGCACCGCAAGAAAACGGACUGGGAAGUGGCUAUAAAGAGCAUUAACAAAAAGAACUUGUCGAAGUCGCAGCUCCUGCUUGGGAAGGAGAUAAAAAUUUUGAAGGAACUGCAGCAUGAAAAUAUUGUGGCCCUGUACGACGUCCAGGAAAUGCCCAACUCCGUCUUUCUCGUAAUGGAGUAUUGCAACGGUGGAGACCUAGCAGAUUACUUGCAAGCCAAAGGAACGCUCAGCGAGGAUACCAUCCGGGUCUUCCUGCAGCAGAUCGCGGCUGCCAUGCGCGUUCUCCACGGCAAAGGCAUCAUCCACAGGGACCUGAAGCCGCAGAACAUCCUGCUGUCAUACGCCAGUCGCAGGAAGUCGAACGUCAGCGGCAUCCGCGUCAAGAUAGCUGACUUUGGGUUCGCCCGUUACCUCCAGAGCAACAUGAUGGCGGCCACCCUCUGCGGCUCCCCGAUGUAUAUGGCACCGGAAGUGAUCAUGUCCCAACACUACGAUGCUAAAGCCGACCUGUGGAGUAUAGGCACGGUCAUCUACCAGUGCCUGGUUGGGAAGCCACCCUUUCAGGCGAAUAGUCCUCAGGAUCUGCGAAUGUUUUACGAGAAGAACAGGAACCUCAUCCCGAGCAUCCCCAGGGAAACCUCAGCUUACUUGUCCGAUUUGCUUCUGAACUUGCUUCAGAGAAACCAGAAAGACAGAAUGGACUUUGAAGCUUUCUUCGGUCACCCAUUCCUGGAUCAGGUUUCGACGGUCAAAAAAUCUUGUCCUGUACCUGUUCCGGCACCUGCUGGGUCAGUCUCUGGCGGAUCCUGUGGUAGCUCUCCCUCCUGCCGGUUUGCUUCUCCCCCAUCCCUUCCAGAUAUGCAGCACAUCCAAGAAGACAACCUGUCCUCUCCACCCUUGGGACCUCCGAAUUACCUUCAGGUGUCCAAAGAUUCUGCCAGCACCAGUAGCAAGAAUUCCUCCUGCGACACCGAUGACUUCGUCCUGGUUCCACACAACAUCUCUUCCGACCAGUCGUACGAUCUCCCCCUGGCAACCGUGGGCCGGAGAGCCUCGAGCGAGUUCCUGAUGUGCGGAGGGCAGUGCCAGCCUUCCGUCUCUCCCCGGAGCGAAACGGUGCCCAUCCCAGUCCCUACUCAGCUACGGAACUACCAGCUUAUAGAGCAGAACCUGACAUCGGCCACCAGUCCCGGUUCAAACCCCCACGGGUCACCGAGAUCUGGGGCGGUGCGGCGGUCAAACACCAGCCCUUUGGGCUUCCUGAAGACCGGCUCCAGCUCCCCAGUGCCGGCUGACACUGUCCAGACUGUGGGGCGCAGACUGUCCACGGGCUCUUCGAGGCCGUACUCCCCUUCGCCACUAGUUGGUACCAUACCUGAGCAACUUGGGCAUUGCUGUUGCGGGCAGCUGCAAGGGCACGAAAUAAGGGGCCGAAGCUCUUCAGGUUCCUCGGCAACGCAGUCCCAGUCUCCACAGUCCCUCCUGUUGACAGGAGCUCGACUGCAAAACACGCCCACCCUGACGGACAUUUACCAGAACAAGCAGAAACUUCGGAAGCAGCAUUCAGAUCCCAUCUGCCCAUCCUACACAGCCUGCAGCUAUGGCCAUUCGCCCCAGCCCACCCGGCCGGUCAGUCUGGGGACAUCGCCUACCAAACACAUGGGGUCAUCUCCGCGGAGCUCGGACUGGCCCUUCAAAACUCCCCUGCCAACCAUCAUUGGCUCUCCCACAAAGGCGACGGCUCCUUUCAAAAUCCCCAAGACCCAGGCAUCUUCAAAUUUGGUGGGCCUCAUCAGUCGGCAGGCGCCCUCGGACCUCUUGCUGCAGCCGAAGGACAUGGGAGAGGCCAGAGAGCUCACACCCUUCCACGCCGCACAGAGUAGUGACAAGCAGGCGAGAGAUCAACACGGAAAGACGGCCUUUGGCAGGUCUGUAAGUACCAGCAAGCUGUCAGAUCAACCAGCAAAGGGGGCCCUUAGCAGCCAGCUCUACCAGGGCAGCACUGACAGCCUUAAUACCGAGCGGCCGAUGGAUACAGCUCCCUCGGGGGCCUGUGGCAUCACCGGAGGACAUCCGUCCAUGCCAGUUGGAGCCAGUUCCAGAGCAGUGAUGUUCACUGUAGGAUCGCCUCCAAACAGUGCCACGCCUCCGACCUGCACCCACAUGGUACUCAGAGCUCGGACGAUGUCAGUUGGCUCUAACAGCUCCGGAGGCUCCCUGUGUUCUACCAGUGGCCGGAUCCUGAUGGGCUCCCCGCCUGGGAUUUAUAUGGGAACCUCUCCUCCUGGUGCUGAGGCAGCCCCUUGCUUGAAGUACAUGCCUUACGGCGCGUCGCCUCCCAGCUUUGAAGCUCCAGAACUGCCUGAAGAAACUUUGAUGGAGAGGGAGCACACGGACACCCUACGCCACUUGAAUUUGAUGCUGGCCUUCACGGAGUGCGUGCUGGACCUGACGGCCAUCCGCAGCGGCAACCCAGAGCUCUGCAACUCCGCCGUCUCCCUCUACCAGAUCCAGGAGAGCGUCGUGGUGGAUCAGAUCAGCCGGCUGAGCAAAGACUGGGGGCAAGUGGAACAGCUGGUCCUGUACAUGAAGGCAGCCCAGCUCCUAGCCUCCUCCUUACACCUGGCCAAAGCCCAGAUCAAAUCGGCCAAGCUGAAUCUCUCGACCGCGGUGAAGCAAGUUGUCAAAAACCUGAACGAAAGGUAUAAAUUCUGCAUCGCCAUGUGCAAGAAGCUGACCGAAAAGCUGAACCACUUUUUCUCGGAUAAGCAGCGUUUCGUCGAUGAAAUUAACAGCGUCACGGCCGAAAAGCUCAUCUACAGCUGCGCGGUGGAAAUGGUCCAGGCAGCAGCCUUGGAUGAGAUGUUUCAGCAGACCGAAGACAUUGCGUACCGGUACCACAAAGCUGCGUUGUUGAUGGAAGGCCUAGCGAAGAUCUUGCAGGAUCCGGCUGACAUUGAGAACAUCAACCGUUAUAAAGCUAGUAUCGAACGGAGACUCUCAGCUCUGUGUUGCAACGCCGUCGCCGUCUAUGAAUAGAAGACCACCAACCCCCUCCACCCUACUCCCCAGGGACCACUCAGUGUAGCCAAAAUCUGGGCAUUUCCCAUCCCGAAGGAAAGCUGGCUUCUAUCAAAGGAAGAAGAAGAAAAAAAACAGUUCGUGAAACGGAGAAAGAACAAUUGCAAAUAAUGUUGUGGGAGAAAAAAAAAUGCCCUUAGACAAACAUUCUGUCCGUCUUUCGUUUCACAGCCAGACGGGGAAAACUCUUUAUACCCAUUUCCACCGCAAUUUUAAUCUUGGCAAAGCAACGAUUCGCCGUAGAUUACGAGUGUACGGAACCAGCAUCCUUCUCUGGAAAGAUUCCCCCCUCCAAAUUUUGGUUCCCGUUUCGGGGAAACAGGACGAACGUUUGUAAUCGCGGGACAAAACCGAACGAAGGCGUCAACGUUGUUCGCUCUGGACUUCCGUCCCCGCGAAGCUUUGCAGCCGGGCAUGGGUGGCGCGAAGACUUCCCCCCCCUCCCCGCCUCCAACCAUCAGGAUGCAUUUUGCAAAAUAAAUUAAAUAAAUAAAUAACUUUGAGACGGCAAAAUGACAGACCUUUUGAGAAGGUCGGUCGUAGACGUACGAGCUUGAUGUUCUUCCCGAAUUCCCUCUCGCCCGAAUACUUUAUAUUGCACUAAUUUACUAAACUGUGUAUCGGUGGGGAUUAUUAUUAUUUUAUUUUAUUUUGAUAAUUAAAAAAAAAAAAAUACAGAAAAGGCACAACUUAUCCAUUCUUCCUGGCCGGGCAGAGAAGGGGAAACGAUAAAUUCAUUAUUGACUCGUUGAGGGUGCAGGAGAGACGGAGGGGGAAAAAAACCAUGACAUCACAAAAAAAAAAAUCCUCUCGGACUUCAAACCUGCAGCUUUCUUAGGAGACGUUUCGAAGUUGUGUAGACGUGUCGUACAGUGAAUUCUUUGGUUUUUAUAGCCCUUUAUCUUAAUACUUGAGUAAAUACUCUAUAGAGUGGCAUUUUCUCGACCUUCUCAACUUUUUAAAGAGGUGCGGACUUCCAACUCCCAGAAUUCCCUAUAUAGCCGGCUGGGGAAUUCUGGGAGUUGAAGUCUUAUGGGUCUUAGCAUUGCUAAGAUGGAGAGAGAGAAAAACCUGAUUUUCGAUAACAUUCUGACUUGGUUUCCUUCCCUGUCCUAUAAUCCUGGCUUGUUUAGUUGCAUUAAGAAAUCAUUAUAAUCAGGUUUAUCUGGAGCAGCUUUUGAGGACAUCUGUCCGUCGCCUCUUAUUCCUCCUCCAAACAUCCCUUUCCACAACUCAAAAAGUUAUUUUAAAAACAGGAAUUUCAUAGUUGGUCCUCUUUGGAGGCUUUCUUACUGCCAUCACUUGAAAGGACGGGGGGGGGGGAAAAUAAGCUUGUUUAUAAUGGAAUCAUUUCAAUCCCUUCUUUUUUAAAAAAAAAAAAAGAACUCAAAAUUUCCUCGGAUGGAAGUUGAUUGGCAUUUAAAACACCCUCGAAUUUAACAAGAGUGUGAAGAAUAUGUCUUCGUGCGUUUAUCUCUCCUUUUUUUUUUUUCCCCUUUCCCUUUAUUUUUUCCUUUGACAAAGUAAUGUACUUUUUACUUUUAUUUAUCAGUAACAAGCAAUUUCGGAAGUUCGGUUGAAAGUGUUCUAUCCUCUUUUUUUUUUUUUAAUUUAUACGACGUUUGUAUUUUUAGAUCUUUAAUACGGUGUUUCUACGACUACCUCUCCUUUGUAACUGCAUGCGUUUAAUUCUCGACCCGUAGUGUACUAACUGAAGAGAAAAAAGAAAAAAACAAAAAACCCUGUUGAUAACUUUUAUUAUGGCCUGUAUAAAUGUAUAUUAAAGUUAAAAAAAAAAAAGCAAGUGAAACAAUAAUAAACUGAUACUCAGAUGUUCCUAUAUAUAUAGAUAUAUAUAUAAUACAGGGUUUGACCAUCGGAUUCAAAA